UUUUUUUUUUUUUUUACCAAAAAAAAAAGUAUGCUUAUUUUUUAUACAGUAAGAUAUCCUGGCUCACAUUAUGCAACCAUAUUAAUUAUUAAUAAAUACGAGAGUUUAACGCAUGUGGAUAAACACGAUCUAGCAUAGGUUUUUAAGUUAAUGGAUCCCUAGAAAAUUUAAAGGAUCAUAGCUAGAUCGAUAAACCUGAGGAAUAGCCUAUAUAUUAUUGUAAGAAUGUUGGUGGAUACUGUGGAUUGGCACAGCCGAACAGGUCCACAAUUAGAGUACGUAUCUGUAUAUACACAUACAAUACUAUAUUAUUCAAUAAUGGAUAUUCUUUAUUGCCUAUUGGUAUUAGAAAAAAUAUUUUUCCAACAUUACAGUAGCCUCUUGGAUAAUUGAAGUAUGAGCUGAUAUUGGGAGCUCUAACCACUAUACUACCAAGAGCAUGGAGAAAAUUUUAAAUGCAAUUAUAACGUUAGACACUCAUUAACUUAAACAAUAAAAAUGUUCGUUUUUGUAUUUGAUCAUGCUUAAAGUUUGUGAAAUAAACAAAACUGAAUGUAAGUAUGUAUUAAUUUAAUAUAUUGUUUGUUAUUUUUAAUUUGUUAUAAGCGCAAAUUUUAAAAACACUCUUUUUACUGUAUUUAUGAUACAUUUUAAGAGACCAGCGAGUAUGUACGUAUUACUAUGAUUUAUUUGUACCUAUGUAAUUUAAUAUAUAUAUAUAUAGGGAUUUGAAAUAAUCAUGCUAGAAUAUUGGUUUUACUAUAGAAAUAAUGUCUUGACAGAAUAUUGCAAUUUGCAAACCUAUCAAUCAAAAACCAUCAUAUAUACAAUUCUUUUCCAGAACUGAUUCUGAUUAAAAUUUUCCUUAUCAUAACUUCUAAUAACGUUGAUCAUUUUCCUUGCUAACUAACCCUUUUUUCAGUGCUAAGGUUUACUUAAUCAAAGAAUCUUCACCAGCAACAGAUAGACUAAUAUUUGAAAUAUAUCUUCUCAAAUGUUGGAAGGGUUUGUUGGUUAGAAGGUCUAAUUGUGUAGUUAAUUUGUUUUCUAUUUUUUCCUUUAGGUUUAAUCAAAUUGGUUUAGUAGAGAUGUGCACGUCCAUUCUACUAUGCAAUAUCUUUUUGGUACAUAUCAUUUUUGAUAUAUAAAUCAAGCCUGCUUUUCUUUUAAUUUAAAAAAUAAUGAAUCUCUCAUUUUUAAUGCAUACAAAAAUCCAAAAGGAUUGUCAAUUUAUUUAACAAGAAAAAUAAAAUUGUACUAAUGCAAAAGGAAUGAUUAUAAAUAUGAGAAAGUGUAGGCCAUUAAGCAGACAAAACGUAAUUAACAAAUGGAUUAUUAUAUGUAACCCACCUUCUUCUUCACCUUUGGCAUUGUUUAUAAAAUUUCUCUCCUUAAAGCUAUGUACUCAAGCCUCAAGGUGAAAACAAAAACCUAAUUCAAUAGCAACAAACACACAAUUAAUCCCAAGGUUAAUUUCAACCAUUUUUAUCAAUAAUUCUCAACAACACCAUCAUAUCAUGAGUAGCUCAAGCUCUAGUUCUCUCUCUGGCUCUCCUUGUGGAGCUUGUAAGUUCCUCAGGAGGAAAUGUUCAAAGGGAUGUGUGUUUGCUCCAUACUUUUGUCAUGAACAAGGAGCUUCACACUUUGCGGCCAUUCACAAGGUUUUUGGAGCUAGCAAUGCUUCUAAAUUGCUCUCUCAGCUUCCCACUAGCGACCGCUGCGAAGCAGCCAUUACAAUCUCUUACGAAGCUCAAGCUAGGCUUCAAGAUCCCAUCUACGGCUGUGUCUCUCAUAUCUUUGCUCUCCAGCAGCAGGUUGUGAAUCUACAAGCACAGCUUGAGAUUCUAAAGCAACAAGUCGCACAAAGCAUGAUGUUUGCUGAUUCACCAUCAUCAGAAAACCCUAAUAGCUUUUAUGGAGACACUACUAAGACUACUUCUUAUCAUCAUGACCAUCACCAAGAACAUCAAAAUAUUUAUCAUCAUCAUGAUCAGACCCAUCUAGUCAACCAAAUCGGAAGCUUAGGAACUGGUCAGCACGGAGAUGCGACGGUGAAUAGUUACCCCAGCCAAAACUCCUCGGGCUUGGGAGAAUUCUCUAUCUACCCUGAAUUGGAACAACACUUGAACACUUUCAAUCAAGAUCAUCUCAAAGAGCUUCAGUCAGCAAAUUUUGGUUACAUAUCGUUCUCGUGAUGGUUCUAUCAAGACAAGGGUUGAUUCAUAUCACUAUCUCAUCUAUAUAUAUUGAUUAUAUACAUACCUUAUAUAUGUGUCAAGACUUUUUGAUGGUUUUAGUGUGGAUUGUUGUUGUUGCCUAGCUCCAAGAACCGGCUUUGUAAUCAUAAAUAAAGAAUACUAGAUGCCCUAGAAAUAUAUAAAGAUCAUAUAUUAAUAUCCUCAAGAUGUUUUUAGAGUAUAUAGUCGAUCAUUGUGCUAAUCGUCUCGAUAUCACCCCAAACUUGUCACGAUCUAAACUUAAAAAGACACAAAUCUUUUAGUUAUCUAAUAGACUCUGUUUGUCUUUAUUCUUUAGAUUUUGCUUGUACGUACAAUCUAGUACACUUAAUCAGUGGACCUUGCUGUCUAUCCUUCAUCGGAGAAAGCUGUUUUUGGAUCAUUUUAGAUAAAUAAUCUGGGAUUUUUUAUUUUUCUUACAUUUUGUUGGGCAUAAAGACUAAUCACCACAUGCUCUUAAUUAGGUCAGCCAAUUCCGGUUUUCGAUUUCUUACAAAUGAAAUGUGUUAUAUUUCUUAUUUCUCUUAAAACGAUAUAAUCAUAUAUCUUUAAACUUUUUGUAUAGUUGGAUACCCUACAAAUUGUCGGCAGAUAAUCUUGUUAUAUACACUUAUAUAUUAUUCUCGGUAUGAUUGAUAUCUUAAAGCUUAUGAAAGAUUACAGAAAGUUCUUAUCAGACUAAUUUGUAUGUUUUGUUGUUGUUGUUGUUGUUUUGCAAUACAUACUUCCCUUGAUGUUUUAAAAAUGAUAUUUAUCUCAUCAUUAUCAUCAAGUUUGUAGACAUAGCACAUCAACGGAUUUAAUUUUUUUUCAUAACCAUUAUUGCGAUUUUCAUUUAUCAUUUGAUUGAUAUAUAAUUAACACUUGUCAUAUAAUAUAGUUUUUUUUUUCAGAAUAGGGUUCUAUACAAAUAUUUUGGCCCUUACGAUAAUUAUUUGCUAACGUUAAAUGUUUGUUUGGUUGUCGGAAAGUCUAUUUCAAAAUUUUAUUUUGUCUAUCCCAUGUGUAUUUUACUCAAAAUGCAAUCGUAUAAUUAUAUCGACAAAUAGAUCUCAAUCAUAAUAAGGAUGUAAUAAAAAUUUAUAAAAAAAUGGACAAUACCUAUGCAUUUGUUUUUUUCUGCGCCAAUAUUUAGUUCUAUUUAUUUUACCAAAAAAAAUAUUUAGUUAUAUUAAUUAAACGAUAAAACUCCACUGAAUAUAUGAAACCACCCGUCUUCUUUGUAGUUGUAGUAGUAAUUAGCUUUAUGAAAUAGUAAGGCCUCAGCAAAAGAACCAGAACUAAAGAACCGAAUUGGAAUCGGAUCGAAAUACCCGAAAUCAGAAUCGGACCAGAAUCUUCAAAUAUCCCAACAGUUUCUAUAUUUUUAUAUCUGAAAUAAUCGAACCGAACCGGAACCAAACUGAGAACCGAACGGAUAUCCGAAUAUAUAAAAAUAUUAAUUAUAUAUACAUAUAAUAUAACUAAAUUUAUACUUUUUAAUUUAAAGAUCUAUUAAAAGUAUCUGAAAAUAGUUGAGGAUAACUAAAUUAUUAUAAAGUAUCCGAACUACCUGAAAGUACCUGAAACUAUCCGGAUAGUUUUAUCCGAAAUAUCCAAAGUAAUCCAAAAUAUCCAAAAUUCUUACAUAAAUCAUCCUAAUUAUUUGUUAUUUUACCCUAAAUAACCGAUAUUUUAUUUGAAUUACUCGAACUACCCGAAUUAUCCGAACCUGAACCAGAACCAAAUGAGAACCGAAUAUUUUUUGGGCAUUUCCCGGUUCCUAGUUUUACUUUUACUAUCCGAACCGAAAAUAAGUCAAGUAGUAAAUGGAUACUUUAGCGCCCUACCCGAACAACCCGAAACCCAAAAUACCUGAACCGAACCGAACCGAUACCCGAAUCCCCGUGAUGUGA
Brassica napus (rape) is the source of this 4132-nucleotide messenger RNA. RefSeq names its product LOB domain-containing protein 29. The record is from RefSeq and is a predicted model, not a curated record. Gene Ontology annotation, cellular component: nucleus. Lineage: Eukaryota; Viridiplantae; Streptophyta; Magnoliopsida; Brassicales; Brassicaceae. Gene Ontology annotation, biological process: hormone-mediated signaling pathway; positive regulation of DNA-templated transcription. The transcript is spliced from 2 exons. The coding region runs from base 1518 to 2195 and encodes 225 amino acids.